AUGAGCAAUGGCAAUUCGACAUCUCCUACCAAACAUACCAAUGGUCAUUCCAUUCACGAAGCAGAAAGCCUGACCUCAAGUGGCAUACCUCGAUCAGUCCUUGCCGCUAUCAGACCUCUAGAACCUCCCAGUGACCUAAUGUACGACGAUGAUCGUGAUUGGUCGGAAUCUCAACGGCCUCCUGAAGUACCAUUCAUCUUCUCCGAUGAUGAAGAUGGGUCUGCGGGGGAUGACGAGUCUGAGAAAGCCAAAGGCAAGCGGGCUGUCCGAUCAGUUGCCAGUCUUGGCAAGCGAAUGCCAAUCAAGCGGGACGAGAUAGUCCGGCUCAUCUUACAGGCUCUCCGAGACAUGGGCUAUGACCAAUCAUCUGACGUACUUGAAUCGGAAUCUGGUUUCCGACUUUCUGAUCGAGCGGCGGCAGAUUUUCAGGCUGCGGUCCUCGGUGGCAGAUGGGCAGAAGCCCUCGCUCUCUUUGAAGACCUUGGGAUACCCGUAGUGACCUUCCCAACAGAGUCUGAACCUACAUCGUCCAGUUCAAGCAGUCUUUCGGGGAAGACCAAGGCUGUGGCAGGUGGCGGCAAUUCACCGGCUGAGCAAGCGAGGUUCUUGAUCUCACAACAGAAGUAUCUCGAAUAUCUCGAAUCUGGCAACCAAAAGAGGGCGCUGGCCGUCUUGAGAUCCGAGCUGGCCCCUGUGGUGAAAGAUUCGGAAGUGCUUCAUACUUUGUCAGGGUAUAUGAUGUGCAUGGAUAAAGACGAUCUCUAUGAAAGAUCAAAUUGGGACGGCGCGGAAAAAACGUCUCGUCGUCGGCUUCUUGAACAGCUGCAAGUCUUCAUUUCGCCUGAAAUCAUGGUGCCAUCUCGCCGACUCGCCGCCCUGCUCGAGCAGGCUAGACGGUAUCAACAACUGUCAUGCGUCUACCACGACGAAGCGGGACCCUCUUCCCUCUAUACAGAUCAUGAAUGUGUCUCUGGGGAAUUCCCAUGUGUCACCACGCACAUCUUGGCGGACCAUACGGACGAAGUGUGGAGAGUAGAGUGGAGUCCAGACGGUAGUAUGUUGGCGAGUUCGGGCAAGGAGCAGACGGUGAUCAUCUGGCAGCUGAAGAUCACGAAAGCGGAAGACGGAUCCGUCAAAUACGGUAUCGAACAUCUGCACCACCUGACCGAUCAUCGAGAAUGCAUAGACGUCUUGGCUUGGUCUCCGGACGGCAAGACGUUGGUGACGGCGGGGGAGAAGAACUUAUAUCUCUGGAAUACUAGGACGGGCAAGCAAAAGCCCACUGUCACGGGUGUAUCUCCACACACCGACUCGAUCAGCGCUGUACGGUGGAUGCCUGAUGGGUCUGGCUUUGUCGCUUCUUCCAUGGACUGCAAGAUCAUCUUCUAUAGUCCGGCAGGUGCCGUCAUGAGAUCUUGGGCUGUUCCUUCACAGCAAGUGCUGGACUUUGUCAUCACCCCCGACUCUGCACGACUCAUUGCCGUUUCAAGCACACUACGGCGGGUACCUAUCGAUAGUAAACUGAAGCCUGCCAUGUCGGCUCGAGCUGGUCAAGGCCCCGACAUUGACGCACCCGAGGUCACCCAGGGCUUCGAUUAUGGUCAGAUGGAAAGAGGCCUGAUGAUAAUACGCAUCAGCGACAAGGAGAUCCUAGAUUGGUACAAGGACUUGAGGACGGACGCGACUUGCGUGACAUUGUCAUCAGAUGGGAAGAGAAUUCUCAUUAGUUGUUCGCCGGACGAGAUUCAAAUGUGGACCAUUGAGCCUCAAUUACGGUAUAUCCGGAAGUUCUCAGGUCACAUCCAAGGCAAAUUCCUGAUACGCUCGUGUUUCGGGGCGCCAAAGGAUCAAUAUGUCCUCUCUGGGUCUGAGGCAGAUGGGUCAGUCUAUGUCUGGCAGUCCGAAUCGCCUACGCCUAUCGAGGUGUUAGCGGGACAUGGCGAGACGGUUAAUUGCGUGGCUUGGAAUCCCAUAGCUUCGAGGAAGAUUUUCGCAUCGUGUUCGGAUGAUUGGUCGAUACGUAUCUGGCAACCGCCAAGUGCCUUGGAACGGACGUCUGAUGCGAUCGUGCAAGAUGGCCAAGGGGAAAACAAGGAGGAUGACGCUCAGCCCGAAGAACUAAUUGAAGAACUCGGAGAUACUGGCGCUGAGAGAUCUGAUGAGGCGAUGCUUGGAUGA
Messenger RNA from Tremella mesenterica DSM 1558, 2178 nucleotides. RefSeq lists its product as uncharacterized. NCBI's taxonomy places the organism in Eukaryota, Fungi, Basidiomycota, Tremellomycetes, Tremellales, Tremellaceae. Gene Ontology annotation, cellular component: GID complex. The transcript has 11 exons. Gene Ontology annotation, biological process: proteasome-mediated ubiquitin-dependent protein catabolic process. The coding region runs from base 1 to 2178 and encodes 725 amino acids. The record is from RefSeq and is a predicted model, not a curated record. Gene Ontology annotation, molecular function: protein binding.